This is a messenger RNA of Folsomia candida, 6676 nucleotides long. RefSeq names its product high affinity cGMP-specific 3',5'-cyclic phosphodiesterase 9A-like. Lineage: Eukaryota; Metazoa; Arthropoda; Collembola; Entomobryomorpha; Isotomidae. The record is from RefSeq and is a predicted model, not a curated record. The transcript is spliced from 19 exons. Gene Ontology annotation, molecular function: 3',5'-cyclic-GMP phosphodiesterase activity. Gene Ontology annotation, biological process: cGMP catabolic process. Bases 1812 to 4748 code for a protein of 978 amino acids.
AGAAAAUGAGAAUGAUAGCACAUUGUGUUCUCAGUUCUCAGCUCGUGCAGCAAGCAACAGUUUUUGUUCCAUCCUUCAGGUUUAUAAAGUUCUAACGACGGGAACAUGAUGGUGAACAUGGUCGAGCUGUAAACGAAUUGGGGACGGCGUCUUGUCUGUUUUCGCAAAUUUUAUUAGAUUUAGCACACAUUGAGUUUUUGCUUUUCUGUGUCAUCAUAACCCAAAGACAUUUAUACGGUGCCAUUACAUUUACACGAAAAGAAGUUUAGUUUUGAAAAAUACUUGUGCACUGCAGCUCUGGUAUUCACUCUUCUUUCGGAAUUUGGACCAUUUGAACACUUUUGGGAAUUGUGAACACAAAAAGCCACUUUGCUCUCAGUUACUUACACUACAGUUUGAAGAGGGGAAGGUUGCCGAUAAAAUUAAUUUCACAUAUAAAUAAUUGCAUUCUGUCUGUGCGUGAUUGAUGAUUGGCUUCCCCUGGAGCUGGACAGAUUUGAAAUUUCGAUUAAUUUUUGUUGACAAACACAUAAAUCCUUAGAUGAAUUUAAUUGUGAAUUUAAAUCCGUUAUUAAUAAUACGAUUUAUUAGCCAUUGCAGUGUAUCAUAUGACGUAAAAAAAUUGUAUCUACUUUGCAACAAGUAAGUAGUUUCUUGCUGUUAGUGUGAUUACUUAGCACUGCAUAAAAUAUUACCAUAUUGUAGAACCCCAAUAAAUGCUACAUAAUUCAUAGUCCCCGUUAACUUCAUUGGUGGUUGUCGUUUGUGGUUUGUCAAAUGGAUAUAAGGAUGCUGGCUUCAUUACAAAACAGUUCAUAGAGUCAGCCAGUUCUCAGUCAUAAGCCAAAAAAUUACUUGGAACCGAAUGGAUUAAAUCCAUGUUUUUAAGGUUACUUACUUUAUAUAAAAACUAAAUUUUUUGCAAGUGUGGUAUGAACGUAUUUUCUGCCCAAAGGAACAUCGGAGGAAACAAAUAAAUACGAGAGCAACUUAGAGUCUCGCUGUUAUCAGUGUUUAAGGAUGAGCUAGAAAGUGGAUUAUUAAACAUUGAAUGCAUGUGUGUGAUAGUACGUAAAUUGGAUUGUAUUCGGUGUUUGUGCGUGUGUGGUGUGGAAAUAGAAUUGAGAGAGAGAAAGGGAAGACACGGGUCUUCUCUUCUGAUGGUACUUUGGUCGGGCAGCGUCAAUAAUGGAGUGUUCUCUAUGUUGAAGGAAAAUGGGAGAAGGAAAGCAGGAGAAGUAAAUAAGGAGGAGAAGACGACAGCGAGCGAGGUGGAAUGGAGGUGAGGUGAAUGUCGGAGCUGGUGAGGAAGUCACAAUACAAAUACAAUCACAUCACCAUCACCGACCAAGUCAGCCAAUGUGAGUCGAGAGAGAGGAAGUGAAAGUGAAAUACAAGAGGACACAAUGGACUUUGGUUGCAGAGGGAAAUGAAGGAAAUGGAAGAAGAAGGAGAGGUUGUUGGUUUGUUUGAGAAAAAAGUGCAGAUGUGGAUCCCCUGAGAAAUAGAUGAACAUGAGAUUAGCAUGUACACGGAAUCCGAAAUCGAUGCAAAAGCCAGUGCUUAUAAUAAUCGUGCCUGAGAUCUGCAUCCUUCUCCGUGUUAUUGCAAAACUAUUCUCUUCUCUUGGAUCUGACACAGUCAAUAAAAGUCAGAGAUGAAUUGUUCCCUGCUUCCUCAGCCUGAUGGCUAGCGGAUCAUUUCUUCCAUACUUCUUCUCCUCCUCGGGCGACGACCUUUCAUUUUCAACGGAGAAAUAAGCAACCUCCAACUUUAGCAAUCACUAGAAAUUGCAACAAUUGACCGAGCAUAUGGCCUCCGGCCAGGGAUCAAGUUUAGAUGGGGCUUCUCCAGCCGAAGAAGAAUCGUCAUCCAGGCCACCACCUAGCGAAAAGUCGGACACGGAGGUGGAUGAAGAAGAGGCUACGACAACGGUAUACUUUCUCGUAGGCGAUCGGCAUAAAGCUGCCAUUGUGCCAAAAAACUCGUCGUCUGAUGAUAUUAAAGAUAUGUUCCGAUCUGCUUCCGAGGCUGGAACCUGCGAUAUAGUCAAAUUGUACACUCCAGAGGGUCGUCUCAUUAAUAUCACACCCAACAUUCCACCCAACGAGCCCACUAACCCGUAUCGACUCGAGGUCGUCGCUGUCCACUAUAAUGCAAUCCUAAUGGAACAGGUUGGAAUCGACUUACUCUCUUUUGAAGCAAGGGUAUCGACAUUAGAAAGAAUUUUCAAACAGCAAACCUCUCCACUUGAGAGCAUUCAUGGCUUAAAGGAUGAAGUGAACCAAUUGCGCCACUUGAUUCAAAAUUAUGAACAUUUGAGUUGGUUGGGUUUCUACAAAGCUCUGCACCCUCCAGCUCUGCCCCCUCCUUCAGAGACUCCGGUUCGUUCCUUUGGUGGCCACGGCUAUCACAGGAAAAGCAAGGCAGAGAAACAAGUGAUUUGUGACAAAUUUCUUAAACUUAGUGACGUGGUGUUGACAAAAGAGACCUGCCAAUUGCUGAGAGAGCCGACCUUUGAUAAUUGGCAGUGGGAUGACGAGGAGAUGUUGGUGCUGUUGCAACAAAUGUAUUUGGAUCUAGAGCUUCCGAAAAAAUUCGAUAUUGAGAUUAGUAUUCUAAGAAAUUUCCUUGUGCAUGUGUACCACCAUUACAAUGAUGUUCCCUUCCACAACUUUAGACAUUGCUUCAUGGUGACCCAAAUGAUGUUCGGUAUGGCUUGCUAUGUAAAUCUGCCAGAAAAAAUUGGAGACUUGGAGACGCUAAUUCUCAUCACAUCCUGCAUAUGCCAUGACUUGGACCAUCCCGGAUAUAACAACAUUUAUCAAAUCAACGCGCAGACAGAAUUGGCAUUGAGGUACAAUGAUAUCUCUCCACUUGAGAACCACCAUUGUUCUAUUGCCUUUCGUCUUUUUGAAGACCCGAAUUGCAACAUUUUCCGAAAUCUUCCUCCCGAGUCUUACAAAAGAAUUCGAGAAGGAAUGAUUCGAUGCAUACUUGCGACCGACAUGGCCCGACAUAACGAAAUUGUCAACCAGUUUAGAGAAAUUGUUCCAUAUUUUGACAGGAACAAUAAAACUCAUGUAAAUUUGUUGACGAUGGUCCUCAUUAAGGUUGCUGACAUUUCUAAUGAAGCUCGUCCAAUGGACAUCGCGGAACCUUGGCUUGAUUGUCUUUUUGCCGAAUUUUUUCAACAAAGCGAUACAGAGAAGUUGGAGGGCCUUCCUGUGACACCUUUUAUGGAUCGUGAGAAGGUGACGAAACCUUCAUCUCAAUGCUCCUUCAUUUCGCUGGUACUCCUACCCUUGUUCGAGGCUUUGGCGUCACUAUAUCCAGAGUUGGAGCCAAUAAUCAUUCAGCCGGUGAAGGAUGCGCUAGAUUACUACCGCCGCCUGAAUGAAGCCUCCCAGCAAGCUCGACAUCGCAAGAGUACAACAGACCAGGCCAGCGUAUUCCAUGCCACUACCUCUGGGGGAGGAAUCCCUGCUACCACCUCGACUAGCACCUCAUCUCACGCUUUAGCCAAUGUUUGUGAUAAAGUUCCAUCCGAGUCGGGAUCCACUUCAAAAAACAAGGACAGGGCUCUCAGUAUUACAGCGGUUAGCACCGAUCUCCUCGUGGGUGGCACAGACGAGCUUCCGCCAAUCUCCCCUCCCCCAGCUCCCAUGCAGAGCCGUCACUCCAAUCCCAUGUCCUACCGUCGCGCUUCUCAGCUGUUGAUGCUCAAAGCGUCCGGAAGUAGCACGAGUCUCAAGUCCGGCCAAGCGCAGAGGUCAGCCUCGUCCAACUUUCAAUCUUUCCCAUCCCUAGAUUCAGAUACGGAGCGAGAAGGAGGAGAUGAGAGUGACCAAGACGAGGAGGCAAUCACAGAAGUCGCUGUCAGUGAAAAAGCGUUGAAAUUUAAAAUAGCAACGGAGCCAUCGUUCGACUUUUCCACGAGUAGGAAAGGCAGCAGGGAGAAUAAGAGUGAAUCGUCUAUUCAUUCCAAUCAGGCUGCAAAGGAUGACAGGAUUUCAUACGACACUUCAAUUGCUUCAGAAGUUCCCAAGGUGGACAUUAUUCCCAAAGUUGCAGUUUCAGGGUUUGGGUCACCUGCCAAAGAGGGCAGCAGCACUUCCGAGGUCCCAUCAUCUACCAAAUCCAAGGCUGCAAAGGACUCCUUCUUUAAACGACUAAAGUUGUUUACCGAACGACUCAGCAUUUCCGUUGAGUCGGCGAGCGGUGGGAGUGCGGCCGGCAGUGGGGGCGAGAGCCCGUCCUCCUCCUCCUACAAAGCUCAGUCGAAGGGGUUUCAUUACUUUCGAAGUCCGGCGAAAAAGGAGCGAGCAAAGCGGCAAGAAACUUUGGGUAUCGAUGCUUGUUCAUCCGACAGCAAGGCAGUGGGAUCACGACGCCAUGGAAAGCAUCGCGGGUCCAACAGUGAUCCUGAAAGCAGUCAGUCUCCCUCGAACUUUGUCAGGCGACUCCAUCACCCGGAAGUGGUCCAAAGCGAGGGGGAAAGAGACGACAGUCAGGUGGCCUCUCCCGAUUACUCACCUGCUCUCUCCGUGGCUAGCGGCAGUGAGAACAAGGCGUAUUGGAAACCCUGCAGUGGGAGUUUGGACAGCAUUUUGUCCAAGGACGAGGUCAAGCGUUCCCCUGCGAGAAGACUGAUGCUACCGCGAUUUUCUUCCUUUGUUCAACGGAAAACUCGCAUGGGCUUCAUGUCAAGAUCUUCCUCAAGGAAACCGGAUAAUAAUCAGAGCUGAAAAAGUUGUUAUCUGCUAUACUGAUUUUUAGAUGAAAUUUACUCAAUUUAUUGUCUCUGCUUAAGUAUCAGGGCCUGUGUAAUUAAUCAUUCUCGUAUAAUUUGUCGUGUGGCUAGACGUAUCUUUCCACACGACAAAGUCUGUCAUUAUCAGUAAAUCCAGGCUUCUUCAUGCGGAAUUUUAACUGAAUUUACUGUCUCCACUAUCUAUACUCAUUAUUGUGCAUAAUAAUGACUAGCUGUGUUGUUCGUAAAAACUGGUAAUACAAAAAAAUCAAUAUACUCAAAAUAACCAAUUAAUGGUUGGUUGGUUAUCAUCAUCAUUAUAAGUGUUCAUUUGUUGAUGGCUUUUAUCCCUUGUUCAUUAUAUUUAAAUGUAGGAUGUAUGAAAUUAUAGUAGCAGUGGGUGUACAUAAGAUAAUUAAGUCCAUGAAUCCAGUUUUAUUUGGCAGAUUUUAAUUUUUUGCGUAAAUGGUUGAACUCCCAUCUGCAAUGUAGAUUAUUAAAUGUCGUAGUAAUUAAGCGUAUGUACUCUGCAAGUAAUUAUUAAGUUUAGCUUACUUAUUAUCUCGCACUACGUAAUUACGUAGAUGGUUUAAAUUAAAGUAAGCGACGAGAUACAAUACUGUCAUGAUUUACCUCGUGUAUAACUUUAUAGGCAAAAUACCUUUAUUUAUGUCAACCUUGUAGUCAUUUCAGAUCUGGCUGUCCAGGAGUACUUCGUUCUGCACAGGACCAUUCAUUCUUUAGAAUUCAUUCACACAUGUACAUAUGGCAGUGUGCACUGUGUUAUACUAAACGUGAUUUGUCUUAAUUUGUAACAAUUUUAAGGAUAAUGUUCACAUCAGAUGCGAAAUGGUUCGUUUCGAUGAAGUGGAGGACAAGACGGAAAUUUGGAAAUAAUUGUCCCUCUCAAAGUCACAACACACAGCUACAAAGAAAGAUAUUUAUUUUAUGAAUUUGUUUCGUUGUUUUUCAUGAAUCAAAAUUAGUCGACUGGUGCGACUCUAAUUUGGGAAUGCAUGAAAACUCGUAUAAAUGGGCAAGGAACCUUCCCAAUAAUAUUUUGUAUGCGUCUAAUAUUUAUUCUUGUCAUUGAUGUUCAAAUCCUCAUCGCUGGCUGUUGAGACUUUUGUUAUCAUCUUUGAUACACAUACCAAACAAACAUAUUUAUUUAAACAUAUUUAUUUUAGUAGAUGUCAAAAGUCUAACAAAUAGAAUACUAAACGAAAAACAACAAAUUUUAAUAAAAUUCACAACCAGGAACAUGUUUUUAUCAAAAGGGUAAAAAUGGUCAUUGGGUCGUGUCGAGAUUGUUAAAUUAGUUUUUACUGUAAGUAAAACAUGUACUUUUGUAAUACUUGUAAAAGUAGUACAACUAACUCACUUGUCAGAGAAGUGUGUGCAUAUCACGGAUACUUUUUAACAACAGACUAAUUAUCACACAUGCAGAUACAAAAUCAUUAACAAAAUUUUAGCUAGGUACAUAAAUGUUUAAAAACAGUAAUAAAUACUAAUGAACACAAAUAUAUAUGUAUGCAUGUAAAUGUGUAAUAUUCGUCAUGAUGGAACAUUUAUUCGUGUGAUCCAAUCCUUGUCAACUUAUUAUAAAUAUAAUUCUACAAUUAAUGCAUGACAAUCACGUCAUAUCACCUUGUUAUUGUUGUACUGCUGUUCAGUCCUCUGUCAUUUUGACAAGACGGUAAAAAUGUCCUUGAUCUGUGACCAAAUUCAAAAUAAAACCCUAAUCAUCAAGACUUAAAUUGGAAUGAAUUUUACCGUGUACCGUGUACAUUGACAACACAGAAAUUAUAAAUUGGUGUUGGAAUUGUACGUUAAUGGUGGUUAUAAAACUAUGUAAGUGAAAUGUGUGUAGAGCUGCUGGAGCUAUUAAGUUUAGCUCCUUUCAAUAAAAUUGUGUCGAAAAUA